AUGACACAGAAAUAUUGCGCUAUUCGUAUAGAUCUAAUUCAUAAAUCAAAUGGUUUUAUCACUAAUCACAAUGUUUUCAAUGACGCUGAUCAUGAGAUUAAUGCAAAAGGAGUAAUAAAAAGUGAUAUUAUUGGUAAUACGAAGCGUUGCUUCAUAACCAGAACAUUUGAAAAGAUCUAUACACAUGCACAAAAUAAUUCUGGUUACUUUAUAAUUAUUGGAUUGAUUGUAUUAGCUGCUAUAUCAUGGUAUUUUUGUAUUAGACCUACAUUUCCAUGCGACUAUAUCCCACCAACUGGAUUUGAUUUUUCACAGUCACAACAACGACCACCACCUCCAACUUAUGAUGAGACAAUUUUCAAAGAUCAUGAAGACAAUUCUACAAGACGACGUCAAGCUCCAUCAGCACCUCCAGAAUACGGUUGGACAUCAAAUGUUAUGGGUCCAUCACAGUCACGUUCUCGAUGGAAUUGGAAUAAAUCAGAAGAUCAGUCUACUUCAUGGUUAUCUAAUGGGCUAGCUGCAGGUGCUGGAUUUCUUGGAGGCUAUUUUAUGGGAUCUAGAUCAAAUACCAAUCCUGGUAGUGGUUAUUCACGAACUACUCCAGUCUAUACUGAAGAAGAAUCAUUUGUUCGAAGUGGAAGUGGUUUUUCAGAUUCACAUUAUACUUCUUCAAAUACACAUUUUACACAUGAUCGUCGUUCACGAACUCCUUCACCGGAAACUCAUAUAUCAUCGGGUAAUGUACUAAUGUUGUUUAUUGUUUGUGUGUAUAUAGAGUAG
Molecule: messenger RNA, 783 nt
Organism: Schistosoma rodhaini
Lineage: Eukaryota; Metazoa; Platyhelminthes; Trematoda; Strigeidida; Schistosomatidae
Source: the annotation of a GenBank genome assembly